Messenger RNA from Oncorhynchus kisutch (coho salmon), 1824 nucleotides. RefSeq names its product spindle assembly checkpoint kinase. The record is from RefSeq and is a predicted model, not a curated record. Gene Ontology annotation, biological process: mitotic DNA damage checkpoint signaling; protein phosphorylation. The transcript is spliced from 5 exons. Bases 81 to 1343 code for a protein of 420 amino acids. Gene Ontology annotation, cellular component: nucleus. Lineage: Eukaryota; Metazoa; Chordata; Actinopteri; Salmoniformes; Salmonidae. Gene Ontology annotation, molecular function: ATP binding; protein serine/threonine kinase activity.
AUGUUUACACCUGACACAGCAGGACAGCAGCCAUACCUGAAGUAAACUGACAAGAGCCCACUCCCCACCAAACCCCCUAGAUGGCGUAUUCCACCAGCACUCUUGCUGCUGGCUGCUUUGGGAAGAUCUACAGGGAGAAGUACAAUGACACCUGGGCUGCAAUCAAGAAGGUGCCACAACACUUAAUCAAUAGGAGAGACCUGGAGAGAGAGUGUCAAGUAUACAAUAAGGCAAUUCAUCCGAACAUAGUGAAGCUUCUGGGUAAUCCAACACUCAAGGAUUCUAAGUGGAUCAUCCCCAUGGAGUUCAUCUUUGGAGAAGAACUGGAGACAACCAUCUUCAAAUCACAAAAAUCUCAAAUCCAGUUGACUCCAUCUAUAAAGGCCACCAUCAUCACAGGCAUGUGUGAAGGACUACUUUAUCUACACAGCAAAGAUAUUGUCCAUCAGGACCUCAAGCCUGACAACAUCAUGGUAGAGCAUGACACUCACAGAGCUGUGAUCAUUGAUAUGGGACUGGCCAAAUUCUUCUGCAAUGGCCUAAAUUCUGCUAUGGAUAUGGGCAACGAGGCCUACUCUCCCCCUGAGGUCCUGCAGAGGCGGGGCCAGCGAGAUCAGCGCUCGGACGUGUGGGCUAUGGGUAAAAUCAUUGCCGAACUCUGUGCCAGAGUCAGGCUACACACCCCCAGCGUCUGUCCAACUAAGAUCCAGGAGACCCUCAGUCUCCAAGGCCAGCAGUACUGUAACGCUGUCUGUAGGAUGGUGCAGAGAGACCCCACAAUGCGAGCCACCAUGGCUGGAAUCAUGCCGGAGAUACAAAGGGCAGGGGUAGAUGGUGGUGGCGGCAACACCGGUAGGCAGAAAAGAGGACAUCUUCUGACACCCUUUCCUCACACUCAGGUAAAAAAUGCAUUGCCACGUCCUCAAGCUCCUGUACAGCGUUCACCAUCUCCAUCGAGAUUUGAGCGCAGUGCUUUACCAAUGCCUGAGGUCAAGACAGUAGUGCCAGCUCCUGUGCAAGCGCCUUCUCCAUCGAGAUGGGAGCGGGCAGCCUUGCCAAAGACUGAGGUCAAGAACUCACCAUCUUCCCUUUCAAAGAUAGACCAGGGUAAUGCUCUGUUUCCAUCAGGCAUAACUCAACCCAGUCAAGAUGUAAUGAAACAGCUUCUCUACAAAGAGGCAUCGAGGGGUCUCCCAUGCCCACUCCCCAUGACGGGAAAGGUGCGAAUCCGCCGCUAUGAGCAAAGGAAUGGGGAAGUGGAGACUUGGGAGCAAAAGGAGGUGGUGACUGAAGGAGGGAGGAUAGUCAAGUUUGAGGAUGUGAUGUUUAACAACAAGACGUAAAAAGGUUAUUGAGAGGUUGUGAAAUAGUUGGGAGUUGAUUGGACUGUGCUUCUCCAGAGCGUGGGCCACUCCCCUUCCGUCCUUCAAUGUAAAAGUCUGACAUGUUUCUGAAAAAGGUGAAAGACUGUAUUUGGGACAGGGGAUAAACUAAUGGAAUAAUUCUAAUGUCCAGUGAAACUACACUAUGUAACCAUACAUUUACGCAUUUUCUUACUACGGUAGACUAAAUGUAUAUACUGUAUGAAUAUAUAUAUAUCUCAACAACAAUAAAAGUUGUAUUGCACUGUUAAGAAGGAAACCUAAGGUUGAGUAAGGAUUCAUGAAUGAUGUUUGAAGGACUAUAUCACUUUACAGUAUUGCUACGAUAACUAUCUGUGAACGUUUUUGAAAUCUCAUCCCUCUUGCAAAUCAGUUGUAUCUUCAGCUUGAUAUACAUUUGACUGUGAACAUAAUAAAAAAACAUUUGUUUUGUAUCAUCUAA